Molecule: messenger RNA, 915 nt
Organism: Trichobilharzia szidati
Lineage: Eukaryota; Metazoa; Platyhelminthes; Trematoda; Strigeidida; Schistosomatidae
Source: the annotation of a GenBank genome assembly
AUGGCUGGCAAUGCGCUAAAGAGACUUAUGGCUGAGUACAAACAAUUGACAAUAAAUCCACCGGAGGGUAUCGUUGCUGGACCAGUGGAUGAAAGAAAUUUCUUUGAAUGGGAAGCGUUAAUUGCUGGACCAGAAGGUACACCAUUCGAAGGCGGUGUCUUUGCUGUACGCUUAAACUUCCCAUCAGAUUAUCCAUUAUCUCCGCCUAAAAUGCAAUUCCUAACUGAAGAACAACCUGCAGCGACCACCAGUUCUCAAAGUAACCUUUUACUACUUGACAAAGAAGAUUCUGUAUCAUUUCUGAGUGCAUUAAGAGUACCAGGUGUUAUUGAAUACUCAUUGACCUUAUUCUUUGCUAAAUUAGUUUCAUACACCUUUCUAUUCUGGUUACCAAUGUACAUCCGUGAUGCUGGUGGUUUUGAUCCAUCCGCAUCAGCAGAUUUAUCAGCUGUUUUUGAUCUCGGUGGAAUAAUCGGUGGUAUUAUCGCUGGUUAUGCAUCGGAUACAACUGGUGCAAGUGCUAUCACAUGUGUUGUCCUGCUUACAUUAUCAAUACCUACACUAUACUUAUACUCAAUUAUUGGUUUUUAUUCUUUGGCAACUUGCAUAGGCUUACUUAUUCCCUUGGGUUUGUUUGUUAACGGGCCAUACUGUUUGAUUACAACAGCCGUAUCAGCUGAUCUUGGUACACAUCCAUCAUUGGCGCAGAAUUCACGUGCAUUGGCUACUGUAACAGGCAUAAUUGAUGGAACAGGUUCAGUUGGUGCAGCUCUGGGUCCGUUAUUAUGCGGCCUACUGAAACCGUAUGGUUGGUCAGUUAUCAUUGUUAUGCUUAUGAUAGCAUUAGCUUUAGCUGCUAUUGUAAGUCAAUGCUUUAUUUUGGUUGGUCAAUUAAAAUUAAUGAAUUGUAUGUAA